This is a messenger RNA of Thamnophis elegans (Western terrestrial garter snake), 5237 nucleotides long. Its product is annotated as xanthine dehydrogenase/oxidase-like. NCBI's taxonomy places the organism in Eukaryota, Metazoa, Chordata, Lepidosauria, Squamata, Natricidae. Gene Ontology annotation, molecular function: iron ion binding; xanthine dehydrogenase activity; 2 iron, 2 sulfur cluster binding. The record is from RefSeq and is a predicted model, not a curated record. The transcript is spliced from 36 exons. Bases 136 to 4134 code for a protein of 1332 amino acids.
AUAUAAGAUCAAAGAUCCCUAAGAACUUCUCAUACUGUCUGAUUCCUCUGGAACUAAGGCUGUAGCUGUAUUGGGCAACUUUAGAAAGUGUGAUCCAGGAACUUAUCCCUAUUUUCCAUUCAGAAGAAGUGCAAAAUGAUCCCAGAAAAGAAUGAAUUGGUCUUCUUUGUAAAUGGCAAGAAGAUAGUGGAGAAGAAUGUGGAUCCAGAAACUACGUUGCUAACCUACCUUAGAAGGAAACUGGGCUUGUGUGGAACCAAGCUCGGCUGUGGAGAAGGAGGCUGUGGUGCUUGCACAGUCAUGAUUUCCAAGCUUGACAACUCUCGAAACAUCAUACAUUAUUCUGCAAAUGCAUGUUUAUUCCCUAUCUGCGCUCUCCACCAUGUAGCUGUAACCACUGUUGAAGGCAUUGGAAGCACAAAGACAAGGUUGCACCCUGUACAGGAGAGAAUAGCCAAAAGCCAUGGAUCACAGUGUGGUUUCUGCACUCCUGGGAUUGUCAUGUCCAUGUACACAUUGCUUCGUAAUCAUCCUCAGCCUAGAAUGGAAGAGAUUGAAGAUGCCUUUCAAGGAAAUCUCUGCCGCUGUACAGGAUACAGACCGAUCCUGGAGGGGUACAGAACAUUUGCAAAGGAAGGGGGAUGCUGUGGAAAACUAGUAAAAGGAAAAGGUUGCUGUAUGGCUGGAAAAGAAAGAAAUGAGGGACUGAUUACCACAACUCUGUUCAAUACAUCUGAGUUCCAGCCUUUAGACCCUACCCAGGAGCCUAUAUUCCCACCUGAGUUAUUGAUACAGAAAAAACCUGUUGAACAACUGUGUUUCAAAGGCGAGCGAGUGACGUGGUUGCAACCAUCAACUCUCAAGGAACUUGUUUCUCUGAAAGCUCAGCAUCCCGAUGCCAAGCUUGUAGUAGGGAACACAGAAGUGGGUAUUGAAAUGAGAUUAAAGAACAUGCUGUAUCCUGUGAUUAUAGCCCCAACUUGGAUCCCAGAAAUGAACUCUGUUCAGCACACAGAAGAGGGAAUCAGAUUUGGUGCCUCCUGCAGCCUGAGCUGUGUGGAAGAGGAACUCAGGGAGGCAGUGGCCCAUCUUCCUUCUUACAAAGUAGAGGUCUUCCAAGCUGUCCUAGAACAACUGAGAUGGUUUGCAGGGCCUCAGAUCCGCAAUGUUGCAGCUAUUGGUGGAAAUAUAAUGACUGCAAGUCCAAUAUCUGACCUAAAUCCAGUGUUGAUGGCUAGUGGGAGCAAACUGAAUUUGGUGUCAAAUGAGGGCAGCCGGACAAUAAGGAUGGAUGAACAUUUUUUCACUGGGUAUAGAAAAACUAUACUGAAGCCUCAAGAAAUACUGCUUUCAGUUGAGAUUCCCUUCAGUAGGGAGGGUGAAUAUUUCUCUGCCUUCAAGCAAGCUUCACGACGGGAGGAUGACAUUGCCAUUGUGACCUGCGGAAUGAGAGUUCAGUUUCAAAAGGGAACCAAUCAAGUAGAAGAGAUUAAACUGAGUUAUGGGGGAAUGGCUCCCACAACAGUCAUGGCUAUAAAAACCUGUCAGGAGCUGAUUGGGAGAGAGUGGAACAAAGAUCUCCUGGAGGAAGCUUGCCGUUUGCUGGCUGAGGAGAUGAAUCUUUCCCCUUCAGCCCCUGGUGGAAUGGUGGAUUUCCGUCGAACUCUCGUGCUCAGCUUUUUCUUUAAGUUCUACCUCACAGUGCUUCAGAAACGAAGUAUAAAAUUAAAUGAGAAUAAUAAUUUGAGUUAUUUGAGACCUUGCAAGGAUGCUAGUGCCACUGAAUUAUUUAAAAAGGACCCUGUUAGCAACAUCCAGUUUUUCCAAGAAGUGCCUAAUGAGCAAUCCAUUGAAGAUACGGUGGGACGACCCCUGAUGCACUUGUCAGCUGCCAAGCAGGCAAGCGGAGAGGCAGUCUACUGUGAUGACAUCCCUUCUUACACAAAUGAACUCUACCUAACACUGGUUACCAGCAGCAAAGCCCAUGCUAAAGUUAUCUCCAUUGAUACCACAGAGGCUCAGAAUGUACUCGGAUUUGUGUGUUUUGUCUCUAAUCAGGAUGUUCCAGGGAGUAACAUUUCUGGGAUUUGUAAUGAUGAAACCAUCUUUGCAAAAGACAUUGUGACAUGUGUUGGGCACAUUAUUGGUGCAGUAUUGGCAGAUACACAGGAACAUUCCCGAAGAGCUGCUAAAGCAGUGAAGGUCUCAUAUGAAGAGCUUACACCAAUUAUCACUAUCCAGGAAGCCAUUGAGAAAGAAUCUUUCUUUAAGACUGAUAGGAAGAUUGAAAAAGGAAAUAUCCAGAAAGGAUUUGAAGAGGCUGAUCAUAUUGUGGAAGGGGAAAUGCACAUCGGUGGCCAGGAACAUUUUUAUCUGGAGACUCACUGCACAAUUGCUGUGCCAAAAGGAGAAGAUGGAGAAAUGGAACUCUUUGUGUCUACCCAAAACUUAGCAAAGACACAGGAUCAUGUUGCUAACGCUUUAGGAGUUCCCGCUAAUCGAAUUCUGGUUCGGGUGAAGAGAAUGGGAGGAGGAUUUGGAGGGAAAGAAUCCAGAAGCAUUAUCUUGUCUACAGUUGUUGCAGUUGCUGCUGCUAAGACUGGUUGCCCAGUAAGAUGCAUGCUUGAUCGAGAUGAAGAUAUGUUGAUUUCUGGUGGAAGACACCCAUUUUGGUCACGGUAUAAGGUUGGCUUUAAGAAAAAUGGAAGGAUUACCAGCCUAGAUGUGUCAUAUUACAGCAAUGGAGGAAAUUCUAUUGAUCUUUCUCAUGGGGUUAUGGACAGAGCUGUGCUUCACUUGGACAAUUCCUACAACAUCCCAAAUAUCAGAGGUAUCGGUGUAGUCUGUAAAACAAAUCUGGCCUCCAACACAGCCUUCCGUGGAUUUGGGGGUCCCCAGGGAAUGAUGGUUGCUGAGUGCUGGAUUAAUGACAUAGCCUUGGAGUGUGGGCUGCCAGCAGAAGAGGUCCGAAAAAUCAAUCUGUAUAAUGAAGGUGAUUUAACUCAUUUCGAUCAAAAACUUGAGGGGUUCACCUUGAAAAGAUGUUGGGAAGAAUGCUUUAGAAAAUCAAACUAUGAUUCCAGAAGAAAAGACAUUAAGGAGUUCAACGAGCAGAAUCGCUGGAAGAAGAGGGGCAUAGCCAUUAUUCCUACCAAGUUUGGGAUCAGCUUCACCGUUCCUUUUUUGAAUCAGGCUGGUGCAUUGGUGCAUGUUUACACGGAUGGUUCAGUGUUGGUCACACAUGGUGGGACUGAGAUGGGUCAAGGUCUGCACACCAAGAUGAUUCAGGUUGCCAGCAAGACUCUGGGAAUCCCUACCUCUAACAUCCAUAUAAGUGAGACAAGCACCAAUACGGUGCCAAAUACAUCACCAACAGCUGCUUCUGUCAGUGCUGAUAUCAAUGGGAUGGCUGUUUCUAAUGCUUGCAAGACCAUCUUAGAACGAUUGGAGCCAUUCAGAUGUGCUAACCCAAAAGGAUCAUGGAAAGAUUGGGUGUUAGCAGCCUAUUUUGAUUGUGUGAGUUUAUCAGCUACAGGAUUUUAUAGAAUUCCUAAUACUGGGUAUGAUUUCUCAAAGAAUGAAGGAAAGCCUUUCCAUUAUUUCUCCUAUGGUGUUUCUUGUUCUGAGGUUGAGAUAGAUUGUCUGAUCGGUGACCAUAAGAAUCUUCGCACUGAUAUUGUGAUGGAUGUUGGUACCAGCCUGAAUCCAGCUAUAGAUAUAGGGCAGAUUGAAGGAGCAUUUGUCCAAGGAAUUGGGCUGUUUACCAUGGAGGAGCUACGCUAUUCCCCUGAAGGCAACUUGUAUACACGAGGGCCUGGAAUGUACAAGAUCCCUGCAUUUGGUGACAUUCCAUCAGAGUUCCAUGUUUCUCUUCUCCGGGAUUGUCCAAACAGCAAAGCCAUUUAUUCAUCUAAGGCUGUGGGUGAACCUCCGUUGUUCUUAGCAGCCUCUGUAUUUUAUGCUAUCAAAGAUGCAAUUAUCUCUGCAAGGGAAGAAUGUGGAUUGAAAGGAACAUUCAGAUUAGAUAGUCCAGCUACUCCAGAAAGAAUACGCAAUGCUUGUGUUGAUUGCUUCACCAAAUUGUGUCCACCUGCCAAACCAGGAACUUUCAAACCAUGGUCUGUGAACGUGUGAAUGAAGACAUCUCUAGAAAUUAGCUCCCCUUAUCAAAGUGAUUUUUCUCUCCAAGGACCAACCAAAGCAGUACCGCUAAGCUGAAAUCAGAACUGUAUUCCGUGUCUGCCUUAUUGAUUGAGAAAGCUUUAUAAUGUAAUUAUGGAAGCAUCAGUUGAGCAAGGAAAAUGUUAUUGUUGAUAAAUUACUGCAGAUGUUGUAUACAACGAAGGGAGAGAGAGAAAGUGACUUUUCUUUUAUGAACAGAAAAUUUGCAAUGGUUUCUUUAAGCUUGCAGUGAAAAUCAGGAAAACACUAUGUAUAUGUUCACUUUUCAAGUGCAAUGAUGACAUCCAGCCUCCAAAAUUCAGCUUUAGCUGAUUUGAUGCAACCAAUUAAUCAUCAUCACAUCUAAUUUCUUCUUAAUCUUUUGGAUGGAUCACUGAAAAUGGGAAGACAGUUGGGAGAGGCCACUGUUUCAUUUUUCUUUUGUGUACCAAGGAUGAGAGAGGUAGUGUAAUGGUUAACAGAGGCACUUUUGGCCUCUGUUUUCAGCUUCCUGGUCUUUCAAAUUUGAUAGAGUAAAAUCAGUAUUAGUCUGACCCUUAGUCAGAGUGAGACAAUCACCCCAGGGAGGAGAUAAGAAGCAUAUAAUCAUCCAAUACCAAAAAUCUAUGAUCCAUUGAACUCAAGGGGAUUUACUUCUGAAUUGACAUAUACAGGAUAUCAGUAACCUCUAUGUGGACAUAUCACAGAAAGCUGUUUUUUCUCAUAAUUUAGGGAAUAUUAUCUUCAGUUUAAUUUUGUCAAAAAAUGGAUAGGUUAAAUUGAGGAUUGUGGAAUUGCACAAAAGCACAAUUUGUGGAGGCUUAUUCGGGUCUUCCUAUAUUUUGACCUAUAGUAUUUGUUGAGUGCAGUGUUUAUUUAACCAAACACUCCGCUACAUGGAUAUUGAUUUUUUUCCUUUUAUCAAGUCUAUGCUAUGAUACUUUUGUGUGUAGGCUAGGAUUAUUAUUAUUGAAUUCUGUACUCAUGAUGAAUAUGUCCCAAAUCCAUAAAUUUUAAAACAAAUUACAAAAAUAUGAAACACAUUGUACAAUAAACAUAUUUUCUACAGAUAAGAA